Molecule: messenger RNA, 399 nt
Organism: Opisthorchis viverrini
Lineage: Eukaryota; Metazoa; Platyhelminthes; Trematoda; Opisthorchiida; Opisthorchiidae
Exons: 4
Coding region: 1-399 (132 amino acids)
Source: RefSeq, a predicted model, not a curated record
AUGGUGUACGUAAUCCACCGAAUUCUACAAAAAGUACAUCAUGAAGUUCCGAGGAAGUGGAAAGGAAACUUCGGUUGUUCUAGUGGCACAAGGUCAUGCCCCUGGUACCCUGAAAAGAACCAAGCAUCAGAAGCGAGACGUCUUCAGGUGUUCGAUAGUCGUUGUCUCAGAACCAUAGCUCGUGUGGGUUGGUGUCGGCGAAUCCGUAACGAAGUAGUUGGAAAGGGCGUUUUUGGUUGUGUAACGGGUACUUCCAUUGAAGAAUGUGUCAAGCACCAGAAGCUGCUGCCUGGUCCUAUCAACCGGAAGUCGACCUCCUAUGUACACAGUGCUCUCACCUUCCUAAACAUCGCUGAAGCUAUGCUAGCAUCUACUGCUUUUGGAUGUGCAGACGAGUAG